Messenger RNA from Drosophila willistoni, 668 nucleotides. RefSeq names its product 40S ribosomal protein S15 (gene RpS15). Gene Ontology annotation, molecular function: structural constituent of ribosome; RNA binding. The transcript has 4 exons. Gene Ontology annotation, biological process: ribosomal small subunit assembly; translation. The coding region runs from base 104 to 541 and encodes 145 amino acids. NCBI's taxonomy places the organism in Eukaryota, Metazoa, Arthropoda, Insecta, Diptera, Drosophilidae. Gene Ontology annotation, cellular component: cytosolic small ribosomal subunit; ribosome. The record is from RefSeq and is a predicted model, not a curated record.
UCAUCCCUAGUUCUUUUUUGCGUGGUCCGCCGUCCGACACGUUGUUCGACGUAUAGCUGCUGCUGUAAAUUUUUGCGAUUUAAUCGACAAAUAAACUAUCAAAAUGGCUGAUGAAACUCUGAAGAAGAAGCGUACCUUCAAGAAGUUCACCUACCGCGGUGUCGACUUGGAUCAGCUUUUGGAUAUGCCCAACAACCAAUUGGUUGAGCUGAUGCACAGCCGUGCCCGCAGGCGUUUCUCCCGUGGUCUGAAGCGCAAGCCAAUGGCUCUGAUCAAGAAGCUGCGCAAGGCCAAGAAGGAGGCUCUGCCCAAUGAGAAACCAGAGAUUGUCAAGACUCAUCUGCGUAACAUGAUCAUUGUUCCAGAGAUGACUGGCUCCAUCAUUGGUGUGUACAACGGCAAGGAUUUCGGACAGGUGGAAGUUAAACCCGAGAUGAUUGGUCAUUAUUUGGGAGAAUUCUCCUUGACCUACAAGCCAGUUAAGCACGGUCGUCCCGGUAUUGGUGCCACCCACAGCUCUCGUUUUAUUCCACUCAAGUAGACGAAUCCACAGCAAGAGCCGCCAGAACAGAUGUUGUGUUAUCUUUUUUGGCCUGGUUUUUUCUAUUUCUGAAUAAAUGAAGUUUAACAUUUUUUAAGAGGAAGAAAAGUGCGCCGUGUUUACGAAA